Ochotona princeps (American pika) is the source of this 1480-nucleotide messenger RNA. RefSeq names its product CKLF like MARVEL transmembrane domain containing 1 (gene CMTM1). The record is from RefSeq and is a predicted model, not a curated record. The transcript is spliced from 3 exons. NCBI's taxonomy places the organism in Eukaryota, Metazoa, Chordata, Mammalia, Lagomorpha, Ochotonidae. Gene Ontology annotation, cellular component: membrane. Bases 257 to 1294 code for a protein of 345 amino acids.
GGCAGACUGCACUGGAUGGGGCCGUGGAGGCUCUUCCUUCCUGCCUGGCCUGCAGCACAGAGGUGUCGGGGCAUACAGAUGGUAAGUUUCCUGGGAGCCAAAAGAACAGAUUGCAAGGCUGCGCUUGUCCGCGGGUCGGGAGCGCGUGAGCGAGAGGCAGCCACAGCCGUUGGUGUGCGGCAGCGCUGGCUCCCGGGAGCUGGGAAAUCCGAGCUGGCUGCCACGACUCAGCACUAGUCAGAUCCAGUGACCCACCAUGGAUCCUGAAAAUACCAGUGAUGAGCUGUCUAGUUCCUCUCCUGACGACUUCCAAUAUCCAGAAACGCCGGAACCUGUAGCACCCUCAACGCGGGACGCCACUCUGAUACAUCCCACCCCAGAGACGAGUGCUGCUCACCCAACACGCAAAGCUGCCUCUCAUCCUCCAAGGCGUGCGUUUUCUGUGUACGGCAAAACCUCUCCUCAGCCUUAUCGUGUCGUGCACCCGGUACCUCCAGCCCCUUCCGAACCUGCUCAACGUAGUCCAGCUCCUUCGGCAAUUUCCAUGCAACAUCCUGUGCGUCCAGCUCCUUCGGCAGGCUCCAUGCGCCGUCCUGUGCGUCCAGCUCCCUCAGGCUCCAUGCACCGUCCUGUGCGUCCAGCUCCUCCGGCAGGCUCCAUGCGCCGUCCUGUGCGUCCAGCUCCCGCCAUACCCCAAGUGCCUCCACGACAAAGGACUGACAACAAGGCAAAUCCCGAGGCGUCCACGGAAAGCCAGUAUGUGUGGCUCGCUGCAUACCAGGGAUCCAAGAAGGAGAUCCAAAAGCGUGCUAAGGGCCGGGACAAAGUGCCACACAAAUUAACGGACAGCUUCAAGAAAUUUUUCUUCUCACCCACUGGAAUUCUGAAACUCCUGAGGAUGGGUGUCAUCACGGCGGCAGCCAUCUGCUUCUUCGAGGCCAACGCCCCCGAGUCUUACAUAGCAAUCACCAUUCUGGAAGCCUUCAUCGUCACUUUCUUUAUUCUAAUAUAUCUGCUGUCCCUCCAAUACCUGCUGACUUACAUACACUGGCCCUUACUUAUACUGUGUGUCACAGCGGCAGUCCUGUGUGUAAUUGAUGCGCUGAUGGUCACCAAGAGGACGAGGGACGACAUAAAGAGACUCCUAGGGGCCAAAAAGGCAACCCAGCACACGCUGCACAAGGCGCCCCACCCAAACACGCGUGCAAGACAGAGCGACGGUCAGCACCUGCUCCUUAGUGGGCCCAGGCGCACGCGCGCGCAGUCGUCUGUCACCAUUCGGUCUCACCUGUGACCAUAAACUCCCGGCUGCUCAGUCGGGGCCACUGCGCGCUAUCCUCGUGUUGCCUUGUGUCGAGUCGCAUUCCAUCAUCCCGCGUCCCGAGAGCUCCUGCCCUCCGCACCCUCAAAGCGAGAAUCUCCGCCCCUGCCAUUGCGCUUCCGAGGCCUCUCUGGGACUAGGACUGGGAGGGAGCUCGAG